Messenger RNA from Alligator sinensis (Chinese alligator), 2511 nucleotides. RefSeq names its product chromosome unknown C10orf90 homolog (gene CUNH10orf90). Gene Ontology annotation, biological process: regulation of centriole replication. The coding region runs from base 18 to 2288 and encodes 756 amino acids. Gene Ontology annotation, cellular component: cytosol; centrosome; centriole. The transcript is spliced from 9 exons. NCBI's taxonomy places the organism in Eukaryota, Metazoa, Chordata, Crocodylia, Alligatoridae. The record is from RefSeq and is a predicted model, not a curated record.
GGCUAGAGAUCACAAAUAUGCCUUCUGGAGAAAGGAAACCUGUAUUUCUGAACUGCACAGAACAUUUUCAGAUGCAAUUGAAAACUAAACCUUAUUCAAAAUGGACCCAGGAACCUAAGUCUUUUGUAUCUCAGAUAAACUUUACUAUAAACCACUCAUCUUGGGAGAAAGCAUUUUGUUUUGGAUUAAGAGAACGACAGCAUGGUGUUAACAGGCAAAAAGCACUGCGAAGCCUUCAGCAUAAGAAUGCUGCAGAGAGAGAAUCGAACUCCAUGAAGGAAUCUCUGGCAUCACAAAACACAAAAAUGAUUUCAUCCAUAGUCAUUUCACAGAUGAUUGAUGAGAAUAAAUCAAAAGAAAAUAGGUCUGCUUUGCCUUUGCAGUCUGUGAUCACUCAGCCUAAUACUUAUCAUACGAAGCAAUCUUUGGCUAAUCAUGGUUCAGUCAACAUUAAUAGAGCAUUCACAUUACAUCCCAGCAGAUUAGAAAUUCAGGCAUCUCUAGAUGAUAGUGUACGCAGAACAGACUCUCACACCAGAGAGGAAAAACAAUGUCAUAACCAGGAAAACGGAUUUGCAUCCAUAACAAUUACUGCUAGACGAGUUGUUCCACCUUCUAACAACACAGUGCAGGAAGCUGCUACUGAUUCACCGUGUUUGAAAUGCAGGGGAGGCAAUCUGCUAAUGAAUGCUGCUACUACUGCUUCCAACAAUGCAGGUUCAGCUCAGCACUGCAGACCUCUGUAUAAUCAAGGAUCUUGUACAAACCAAAAUGCCACCAGAUUAAAGGUACCUGAAACUUAUUCACAAUCAUGUGAAGGGCAUCAAGGCUGGAUUUUUAACUCUGAAAGCAAAGAGAAUAGAAUAUUUCCUCCUGGAAGUAAUCGAAGGAAAAAAGCACCAGUUUCAUUCACUUCAUGUAUUCACCUCAGAAUUUCUCAGCAGUGUCCAAAUAGAAUCUAUUAUGUAGACAAGUCACUCUCUGUCUGUAUUGACCGACCUCAAAUUAAAAGCCAAAAAAUUCAUAGAUCAAUAUUGUCCUUCAAUAUAAAUUGCAGUUCACCCAGAUUAACACCAGAUGGAGUAGAUGGCAUAGCUAAUGGAGGGCCAAGAGCUGAGACACUUAAGAGAAAGCUCUCAGAAGAAAACAAGACUCUACUCAGAACAUUUUGGACUGCAGAUUUAAAAGAAAAUACUGCAGAUAAAAAAAAAGCAGCAAAUAAGGAAUGCCUGGGUACUGCAUAUCCUUGGAAAGGCACACCUCCCUCUGAACUACUAUCAUUUGUGGAUAUACCCAAAGGAACUAAUAAUGUGAAAGCCACAAAAAAAGAUGAUGAUGAUGAUAAACAGGCUGGUGGCAAUCACAUAAAAUUAUCUAUCCAAGUUCCUAAGUUGUGUUGUGAGACAGGAACACAAACCUGCUCUGGAAGCAACAGGAAACAGUGCAAUAGAGAUAUGUUUAGUGCAACUGCUCCUGCUUCUCUUCUAGAACGAGCACCCAUGAAAGAAUUCACAGCUGAUGCCAGCGGUUCUUUGAAAGUGAGAGCUCCAUCCAGAGCUACCUCUAAGUCCAAAGAGAUUCAAGCACAGUGGUUUCUAAAACCAAAGAUCCCUGUAUUUAAUUGUGUGUCUGAUAUAAAGGCUUUACCAAAACCUGUUCUAGAAGAAAAUGAUCUCCACAGGAAAAAUCAAUUCUCCAAAGGUGAUUACAAAUUCUGUGGUUCAGAUGACAAAAUAAAGGAAAGCAAGAAAAGAGAAAAACAAGGGGGAGCGAUAUCCGCAGCUUACUCCCCAGUUGCUGCUCAUGAGAAGCAAGAAGCAUUCACCCAGCCAGAAAUCUGCUCAGAGCCUGAGAACAUUCCAUCAAGCCCACUGACUCUCAGGGAGGCUCUGGAAGUCCAUAAACCAAAGUUUAUUUCUCGUUCACAAGAACGGUUGAAAAAACUCGAACACAUGGUACAAAUGAGGAGAGCCCAGCACAGCGAGAGCCCUGGAAAGAAACAAGGAGCUCUUCUUGCUCGCAAACUUUCCUCUAAUUCCAUUUCCAGUAAAAAGAAGCAAUAUACCAUUCCUCACCCCUUGAGUGAUAACCUGUUUAAACCAAAGGAAAGAUUCAUUUCGGAGAAGGAGAUGCAUAUGAGAUCUAAAAGGAUUUAUAAUAACUUGCCUGAAGUAAAAAAGAAACAAGAAGAAAAACAGAAACGGGUGAUCAUACAGAGUAACAGACUACGGGUUGAGAUUUUCAAAAAGCAACUACUGGAACAGCUUCUUCAAAGAAAUACAGAGUAACAAAGGAUUCUUUUGCUGCUCACAGUAACUGGACCUCAAGUGACUUUGACUAUUAGAUAAGCCAUAACAUUUUAUCUUAAUUACCUGGAUAUAUUUUUCUUACCUUUUACCUCUCUACAUAAAGAAAGAUAAUUUGUGCUUCAGUAGAAAAUUCUGAAAGAAACUUCCAGAUUAUUGAAAAAAAAUCAGAAAUUGAGGAAAACUGGUUUGGUAUCAUCCUAUG